CCUCCAAGCUUUGCUCUUUACAUUGCAUGCCUUCUCAUGGUGAAUGCUGCUCCAGAGAAAACUUCAGGCCGUUCAUCUUUUGAAUCUGUGAAUGUUGGGGUAAGCGUGACUUUGCCAUGCAAGUGUCAGGAAAAGUCAACAGUGAUGUUGUACUGGUAUAAGAAACCUUUAGGACAGACUCCACAGCUGAUGUCUCUGUACUAUCAGCACAAAAAUGACGCCACCUUUUAUGGCCAAUUCAAGGGCGAACGGUUCUCACUGGACACUGAAGACCAGAAACAUCACUUGACGAUUUCAGAUUUUGGAAUUUCGGAUUCAGCGACCUACUUCUGCUUAGGAAGCACUUUAUAUGUGGUUGAGUUUUGUGAGAGCAUUACUGUCAGUGCAAAGGGUUUAGAUUCAGACGUCCAAGCCGUCAUCCAUCAGUCAGAGUCUGAGAGCACCCAGAUAGACGAUACCUUGACCGUGACAUGUGCAGUCCACGCCGCGACCUGUGAUGGAGAACACAAUGUUUACUGGUUCAAAGACUCAGAGGAAACUCAGCCAGGACUCAUUUACACCCAUGGAGGCAGGAAUGAUCAGUGUGAGAGGAAACCUAACUCACAAUCAAAUACUUGUGCCUACAAUUUGCCAAUGCAGGACGUAGAUCCUGCUCAUGAUGGGAACUACUGCACUGUUGCAUCAUGUGGACAUGUUCUGUUUGGAAAAGGGACCACGCUGGACUCAGAGGGUGAAUCCUCUGCCUUGGUGUUCAUCCUGAGCGCUCUAUUGGCUGUCACCGUCCUCCUGAUCACCUCAUUGGCUGUCUCUUUCAGCACACUCAAGCCCAGCUACAGCGGUAAGAAGCCCCUGCUAUGA
Messenger RNA from Cheilinus undulatus (humphead wrasse), 858 nucleotides. RefSeq lists its product as uncharacterized. The coding region runs from base 37 to 858 and encodes 273 amino acids. The record is from RefSeq and is a predicted model, not a curated record. Lineage: Eukaryota; Metazoa; Chordata; Actinopteri; Labriformes; Labridae. Gene Ontology annotation, biological process: response to bacterium. The transcript has 4 exons.